Micromonas commoda is the source of this 1002-nucleotide messenger RNA. RefSeq lists its product with no specific name. The transcript has a single exon. Gene Ontology annotation, biological process: PSII associated light-harvesting complex II catabolic process; chlorophyll catabolic process. Gene Ontology annotation, molecular function: chlorophyll(ide) b reductase activity. The record is from RefSeq and is a predicted model, not a curated record. NCBI's taxonomy places the organism in Eukaryota, Viridiplantae, Chlorophyta, Mamiellophyceae, Mamiellales, Mamiellaceae. Bases 1 to 1002 code for a protein of 333 amino acids.
AUGGCGUCGUCGGGCGCGGGCGUCCCCGCGGCGUAUCGCACCGGUGACGCCGAGAAGCCCGCCCCACCCGAGGGCUUCGGCGUCGUCAUCACCGGCGCCACGAAAGGAGUCGGGUACGCGCUCGCCAGGGAGUUUCUCGCGCGCGGCGACAGGGUGUGCAUCUGCGGCCGAUCCGCGACCCGCGUCGACGCCGCGGUGGCGGCGCUGCGCGCGGAGUUCCCCGGCGCGUGCGUCGCGGGCGCGCGAUGCGACGUCACGGACCCGCGCGACGUCGACGCCUUCGGCGACUACGCCGCGUCCACGAUCGGCGUCGUGCACCACUGGCUCAACAACGCCGGGAUGGUGUCGUCGCGGGAGCCGCUGUUCGACGUCGAGCCCGCGGAGGUGGUGCGGGUGUGCAACACGAACCUGACGGGCGCCAUCCUGUGCUGCCAGAAGGCGGUCCGGCUGAUGCGGCGCCAGGACGAGGGUUCAGCGGGAGGGUCUCGCCGCGCGCGGGAAUCUAACGGAUCUAACUCUCCGCAGCGAUACCACGUGUACAACUUCGGGUUCAGCCAGUGGGGCGCCUCUUUCAGCAAGUCCACGUGCACGCACAAGGCGACCAAAAGGGGUUUAUCCCAGCUGACGGCAUCGCUCAGCGAGGAGCUCCUCGAGGCGGGCGUGGACUCCGUCGGCGUCCAUCAGCUGUCGCCCGGCAUGGUGCUCACCGACUUGCUCCUCGAGGGCGCGUCGCCGGUGGCCAGAAGGUUCUUCAACGUCCUCGCCGAGGAACCGGAGGUGGUGGCGGCGGACCUGUGCCCGAAGAUUCGCGAAACGGUCGGGACGCGAACCGCGAUCGAGUUUCUGACGCUCCCGGACGCGUUGGCCCGGGUGAUGUUCGGGGUGCCGCAGAUUGUCGGCGGGGGGCGUUUCUUCGACGGCGAUGGGCGUCGGGUCGUGUCGGCGAACGCGGUGGGGUACAAGGAGAACGGCACACGCCUGCUGUACGAGGGCAUGGAGUGA